UCCUCUCCAUGACCCGCCCAUCCGCCGCCGCUGCCUGAGCCAGGUCAGGUGUUCUUGCUGCAGCUACGUAAACUCCGUGUUUUGGGAACUGCUUGGAUCUAGUGUGCGGGACAGACCCGGUCGAGGCCAUGCUCAGACGGAUACUUCAGAUGACUCCUGGGAAGGGAGGCUCCCAGAAUGCAGAGUCAGAGCAACCCACCACAGACCUCAACCACGAUGAGACAUCUGAGGGCUUCAUCUGUCCUCAGUGCAUGAAGUCGCACAACUCUGCAGAGGAGCUGUUCAAGCACUACGAGCUGUUCCAUGAUACCGGAGACCUCCCCGCUCACAUGGCCCCCACUCGGGAAGACCUUACAAUGCUGCGGCAAGAAGUUCAGGACCUGCAUACUUCUCUCAAGGAGGAAAGGUGGUUCUCUGGAGAGCUAAAGAAGGAGUUAGAUAAAGUCCAAGGACACCUGAAGCAAAAUGAUGGACAGGUGACCUCAGAGGAUGCAGUCCUUGAAAAGAAGCUGAAUGAAGCAGAGACAGAAAAGUUCAACAUCAAGCAGAUGAAAGACCUGUUUGAGCAGAAGGCUGCACAGCGAGCCACGGAGAUAGUAGAUUUAAAGUCCCGCUAUGAUGAGGAGAAGAGCUUAAAAGAGGCUGCGGACCAGAGGCUGGCCAAGUUGACAGAGCACCUGCAGAAAGAGACGCAGGAGAUCGAGAGACUCAAAACAGAACUGCUGCAGCGACCGGGAGUGGAGGACGUGGAGGUCCUGCAGAAGGAGCUAAUACAGGUGCAGACGUUGAUGGACCAAAUGACGCGUGAGAGGGAGGACGAGUCUGAACGCCUCAAAUGCCAAUACGAGCAACUGCAGGCUAACUACACUACCUCAGAGUUGACCAUAUCCCAACUAAAAGCAGAGCUGGAGAAGGGUCCACAAGAAGCAGCCGUCUACACCCAAGAGAUCCACCAGCUUCAGAGCAAUCUGAAUAAUCUGCAGCAGCAAAGCCAGAGCCUGUCUGAAAAACUGGCACAUAAGGAGAAGGAGCACCAGCAACUGGAGGAGAGUCUGGGAGCUGAGAAAGCUGCCAAGAAGGGAGUCCAGGGCAGCCUGAGCGAAAGAGAGCAGGAGGUCCAAGAGCUCCAGGCUCGGGCCUCUGGAGCUGAGGCCUCUCUGCACAAGACCCAGACAGAGCUUGGAGAGAGAACUGAGGAGGUGACGAAGCUGAAGAGUGAGAUUGGUGAGCUCGAGGUGAAGCAUGCAGAGCUGAAGGUUGAGAGGAAACAGCUUAACCAGCAGAGGGAAGAAAAAGAGAGUCAAGGUGCUCAGCAGCAGACCGAGAUCAGUCAGCUUCACGCCAAACUUCUGGAGGCAGAGCGACAGCUGGGCGAGGUGCAAGGUCGUCUGAAAGAACAGAGGCAACUGUCUGGAGAGAAACUGAAAGACCGCGAGCAGCAGUCAGCCGACCUGCAGCUCAAUCUCUCCCGUACAGAAGAACAGCUGAAGGAAGGUGCCAGUAAGAACACCGACCUGCAGCACCAGCUAGAAAAAGCCAAGCAGCAGCACCAGGAGCUCCAGGCGCUGCAGCAAAACACAAACGGCAAACUCCGCGAAGCACAGAACGACCUGGAGCAGGUGCUGCGUCAGAUUGGGGAUAAGGACCAGAAGAUCCAGAACCUGGAGGCUCUGCUGCAGAAGGGCAAAGACAUUGUGAGCCAACUUGAAACCGAGAGAGAAGACUUAUGUGCCAAGAUCCAGGCCGGGGAGGGAGAGACGGCUGUGCUGAGCCAGCUGAAAGAGAAAAACCAUGCACUACAAGAACAGGUGACGCACUUGACAGACAAGCUGAAGAACCAGUCGGAGAGCAACAAGCAAGCCCAGGAUAACCUACACAAGCAGGUCCAGGAGCAGAAGACUCUGCUGCGUUCGGCCCAGGACCGAGCCCACACCCUGGAGACGUCAGUCACAGAGGUCACCACCCAGCUCACAGACAGCAAGGAGAAAGUCGCCCAGCUGGACGCCCAGCUGAAGGCAAAGACAGAAAUGUUGCUCUCUACUGAGGCGGCUAAAGCUGCACAGAAGGCCAACCUGGAAAACAACCUGGAGACUGCCCAGCAUGCACUGCAGGAUAAGCAGCAGGAGCUGAAUAAAGUUCAGCAGAAGGUGGAAGAGCAGGUCCAGAGGCUCAAGGAGAGGCAGGAGCAGUGCACGCAGCUGGAAGCGGGUCUUAAAGAAUUCAAAGACAAACUGCUGGCCUCAGAGCAGAGUGUAGAGCAGGUGGAGGGGCUAAAUAAGAAAUUGGAGUCACAGGUCGGGGAGAUGCAGGCUACACGUGAUCAGGCGCAGCAGGAAGUUGAGAAGUUGCAGAAGGAAGGGUCAGAGGUUAAACAGAAAGCUAAGGAGCUGCAGCGCUCACUGGAAACAGAGAAAACAGGGGCUUCUACGCUACAAGAGGAGUUAAAGAAGCAGGCUGCGGCUUUGAGCGACACCCAGCAGCAGCUGCAGUGCUGUGAGCAGGACAAAGCUGCUCUGAAGGUGAACCUGGACAAGGUGACACAGGAGGGAAAGACUCAGCAUGCAGAGCUGGACAGAAAAUCACAGAGUCUGGCAGCAGAGCUACAAAAAGCCCAGCAGGAGAAGGAGGCUCAAAGGAAGGAGCUUGGCUCUACUCAGGAGAACCUAGGAAAGGCUAGAAAGGCUCAGAAAGACAGUCAGAGUCAACUGGACACGGAGAGGAAGAGCCACAAGGCAGCCAUGGACGAAAAGGAAAAGUCCAACGAGAAGGCCCGACAGGAGCUUCUCAAGAAUAAUGAGAUCAUUACCAAGACAAUGCAAGAAUCUAAAGAACAGUUGGAGCAGAUGAGAGAGGCAGAGAAAAAGCUGAAAGGGCAGCUGAGCUCGUUAGAGAAGCACCAGUCAAAGACUCAGGAGACACUGAAGGAAAAGGAGAAAGAGCUGGAGAAGCUGCGGGCACAGCUGAAGACAGCCCAGGGGUCCUUUGAGGAGGAGAUGAAGAAACUGAACAGACAAGUGACAGAGUCACAGGAAGUCAAUGCCAAGAAAGCGGAGGAGGAGGGUCAGCUGAGGGCCCAGGUGUCGGCACUCGGCCAGGAGCUGACCUCUGAGAAGAGCCAAGUGGCCGAGCUGCAGAAGAGCUUUGUGCAAAGUCAGGAAGGUCUGACCAAGCUUCAGUCCGACUUCUAUGGCAAAGAGUCGGAGGUCUCGGCUCUACGUCAAGACCUCAAGGCCUCUGAUGAGAAGUUGGGUGUAGCCCAGGAGGAGCUGGCUGCUAAUCAAACCCAUCUGACCGGUUUGGAGGCUCAGAUCCAGGAGCUGAGGACCAGUCGCAGCUCGUUGGAGCAGGAGCUCACCAAACAGGAGCAGAAGCGCCACCAGCAGGAGCAAACACUGAAGGAGCUACAGAAGCAACAGAACCAGUCGAAGGAAGAGCUGGAGAAGGAGAAGAGCAAAGUGGAGGAGCUGAACAAAGCCAAGAGUGUCCUGGAAAAGAGUAACAGCAAGUUAACAUCGGAGUUAAAAGCACUAACAGAGAGGAAUGAAAAGGAGCUGGCUGAGCUGCGAGAAGCCAAACAACUGUUGAUUCAGCAGAAACUGGAGUUGCAAGGUCAGGUGGAGGCGGUAAAGGGAGCACUGGAGCAAGAGCAGAAAGAACAUCAGGCCACCACGGACAGCAGGAGCCACAGGGAGGACCAGCUCCUCUCCAAAACCAACGCUGUCCAUGAUCAGCUGGCUGCAGAGAAGCGAGCCAGAGAGGAGCAGGUGAAGCUGCGAGAGGAGGCUGAAGCCAAGCUGGGCGUGCAGGUGACGGCGCUGAAUGAAAACGUGGCCACGCUGAAGAGAGAGUGUCAGGGCAGCCAGAGGAGAGUCGGUGAACUGGAGAAGCAGACGGACGAGCUGAGGGGAGAGAUCGCCGUGCUGGAGGCCACGGUCCAGAACAACCAGGACGAGAGGCGGGCUCUUCUGGAAAGGUGUGUCAAGGGAGAGGGUGAGAUAGAGAAGCUGCAGGCCAAGGUGGUGGAGAUGAGGAGGAAGGUGGACGACACGACGGCAGCCAUGCAGGAGCUGGGCAGAGAGAACCAGUCGCUGCAGAUCAAGCAGUCCCAGUCUCUGACCAGGAAGUGGGCCGAGGAUCAUGAGGUGCAGAACUGCAUGGCCUGUGGGAAGGGCUUCAGUGUCACCGUCAGGAAGCACCACUGCCGACACUGUGGGAAUAUUUUCUGCAACGAGUGUUCGGCGAAGAACGCCCUGACGCCGUCCUCUAAAAAGCCAGUACGGGUGUGUGAGACAUGUUUUGAGGAUCUCCAAGGCUGAUCCCCCUCUCAUGGGUUCUACCUAACCCCAACACCCCCACCCCCCCUACCCCUCCCGCCGCUCCGUCCCUCCUCCUACCUACUCCAGCGGGCAGAAGGUCUUUGUCGUAUUUACUGUGCACUAUAAAAGGACAGACUCCCACCUGCAUGCGACUUGUGGCUCUGGCGCGGAGGGAAGUGACCGGAGGGAGCCACGUGGCGAGAUGGCGUGGGAUCUGGGUCGGGACUGUCUGUAUCUGUUUUUGUGCCUUUGCUCCUCCUGUGGACUGCCAGAGAGCGGAGACAGCUGGAACCCAACGCCAUCCAUCUCUUUACGUUUGCCUUCACAUCUCCAUCUUUGUUUGGCUUCAUCAGCGCGACUGCAAGGCGGCUGCUUCUUGUGCGUUGUGAUACGUCUGAAGGCGAGAGAGGUCAGCGUGAGUCUGAGAGAGUGAAUGAAGAAGUCACUGUGGUGAGGCUGAAAACCACUGCUGCCCUACAAAGGUAUAUGCAGGUAACGAUUGUGUCCCAAAAAAUUAAAUAUCUGUAAAUAUAAUUAAAAAUACAACUGUAAAGAUUCACAUCAAAUUAAUCACUAACUAAGUAAUCCGAUUUUUAUAGUUAAACCCAAGUAAUAUGAUGAUGAAAAUAUUUUUCUAACACGUUUCGGUUAAGCAGACAAACUUUAUUUUACAACAGAGUACUAGAGCCAAAUUGAAGAAAAACUAAUUCAUAGAGUUUGAGUUUAAUGUCGUAAUUGUACAUGAAUUAAUUAAAAAGUAUUAGGAAAUCUUUUAGAAGAUCUACUCCUUCUGGAUCCAAAGUCUGAAACCCAAGUCAUUGUUUCGUGAGACUUCAAAUUUGUGUUGCCUUUACAUGCCUCUAAUUCUCUGUUGUAAUAGUUCAUUUGUUAAACGCAGAUUCCAUUUCCUUUGGCAGUAAAAACUAAGUUAACAGUUGGACAGCUGCAGUUAGAAUUUUAGGGUUGUGGACAGGGUUUCAUGUAUGUCCAUGAUGUUGUGUCCACGCACAUGAGUAAAUGUGGACACUGUACAGACACUGUAGAGUGAAAAGGGAGGAAGGGAAAGCUUGAGAUUUUUCUCUGAGCAUUUUGUUUUGUUUAUUAGUCUCGAACAGUAAAAACAGUUUUUUAAAACCUUUUAAAGAAAACACGCCAUCCGUCAGUUUAUGCACCAGCGAUCUUCUGUACAUAACUCGAUGUCAAAUCAGUUCCUGCAUGAUUCCUUUGUGUGGCAGCGCGUUAAUGAACUAGUGGGAAUUAAUAAAUGUAUUUCACGACCAAAGAAUGUCUGCAGCAGGAAAACAGGCACGACGAAAAGCCCAGAGUUUGGUUCUUCACAUUUCAGUAUUUUUACGAAGUUUUUGAGUUUUAAAUCCCAGGGUCUGACAAUUUUAUCUCGAACAGAAGAUGUGUGACGAUCUGAGAGGCUUUUUUUUGUUUUGUUUUAAAUGUACAGUUGUGUUGUUUUCUACAGAUUGUGGUGCUUUCUGCAGACUCAGUCAUCGAAGGUGUCUGCAUGUUGAUUUUAUAAAUGUUUUAUUUUCUUGCUGCUUGUUUCAUCCACACAACAGCCCUGACUACUGUGUGUGUGUGUGUGUGCGCUUGUGUGUUUGUUUGUGUGAGAGAGCAAGGGCUUUAGCUGGGUGUGGCAUCACUGUAACCGAGUACGUGUGUGUUAGUUUUUUAGGCCUGCUUGUGCUCGUCUGCUCACAUGCACCGUGUGAAUGUCGGCCGUUGAGACGUCUGUGCUGCGUUCAGGUGCAGCGGCCACCGUCUGCUCUCUGUCCAACACGCCUGCAGCUGAGAACACUGUAAAAGCUCCUCCCUGCUUUGUUUAAUUUAAAUGUGUUGACAGAUGUCAUUAAGAUCUUUUUGUGCAAUUGUCUACAGACCGGAGUGGACGACAACACUGAAAGCCCGGCGACAACGCAGGUGGUUCUGGUUCUGUUGUUUUGCAACAUGCCGCUUGUUUCAGACUCAGGUUGAACCGAAUUUAGAUCGAUACACUUUUCCAUCUCAGUUGCAAACUCUCAGAAGCGCCUGCCUCUUUAGUUGCGUCGCCUCACUUUUGUUUCGUCUACCUCAGAUUGGCACAGGAACAGCACUAUUUCUACAGAUGUCACAGAUGUUGUAUUAUCGCCUGCGUUCGAGGAAUUUGAUCCAUCAACUUGUACAGUCCAGAAAACCUCUAGAGAUAAUUUGCACCUUACUCUGCUCUGGGCUCGUCCGUACGAGAACCCGGCCACAAACAUUAGGACUUUAUUCAGACUUCAGCGUUUCUAACCCCCCCGAUGUACUUUAACCUGCUCAUUAAUACACAGUCUGUCAUAAUUAUCUUUGUAAAUGUUUGUAAUGAAAGAGAAAAAAGGAAAUAUAUAACACACAUGGAUGUAGAAACAUGAAA
Pleuronectes platessa (European plaice) is the source of this 6720-nucleotide messenger RNA. It is a transcript of the gene eea1, whose product is annotated as early endosome antigen 1. The transcript is spliced from 29 exons. Gene Ontology annotation, biological process: endocytosis. Gene Ontology annotation, molecular function: 1-phosphatidylinositol binding; metal ion binding. The record is from RefSeq and is a predicted model, not a curated record. Gene Ontology annotation, cellular component: early endosome. The coding region runs from base 129 to 4316 and encodes 1395 amino acids. NCBI's taxonomy places the organism in Eukaryota, Metazoa, Chordata, Actinopteri, Pleuronectiformes, Pleuronectidae.